This is a messenger RNA of Drosophila obscura, 780 nucleotides long. RefSeq lists its product as uncharacterized. The transcript has 2 exons. The record is from RefSeq and is a predicted model, not a curated record. NCBI's taxonomy places the organism in Eukaryota, Metazoa, Arthropoda, Insecta, Diptera, Drosophilidae. The coding region runs from base 104 to 772 and encodes 222 amino acids.
AGAACUCGAUUGACUGACAUUUAGCCGGAAUAAUGUUGACUCCAAUAUUGUAAAACCCCUUUUCGAACUCUUCUAAAUUCCAUCUGUGAACGUUAACUACUACAUGGCGUGCAGAGAGCCGCAAGAAACCACCGCCGUUGUCGUUAAUCAGCUUAUUAGCGAUCUGGUCCUGGAGGCAGUCAAUGAACCUGCCCCCCAUAAAUUGCCCCCACCGUGCGGGUCCUCCACCUGCCAACGUCUCUUCGACAUUUUGGGCUUUCAGCCAUACGGCGACGAGGACGAUGCUGAUGUCGCAGUCGAUGUCCGUGUCUAUGUCGAGGACGAUAAGAGCAGCCUCGAUGCGGUCAUCGCUCCCAGUUCCCGUACGCUGAUGAACAGCAGCCUGCCACUGAACGAUGACCGCAUUGCCAAUUGGCAUAGUUGGGUGACCGAGGCCCUGGCUGAAGAGCAUACCGAGGACGAUUCAACGAUCUACAUGAAGGAUGACGCCCGAAAGUCAUGUACGCGGGCCGUGCAAACGGAACAGCCGCGCAGUCGUGCCAGAUCCGAUAUCGGCUGCAACAGCAUCCCAGGAGAUCGUGUCUUCCUGCCCACGCCCUGUGAGCAGACGCGCCAAACGAUCUACAUCGACACCGUGUCGCCGCCCGUGCCGAACGUGUUGGCGCGACCCCCCCUGGCCGAUCGCUUCUGCUACAUGCUGACCGAUUUCGCCUCGGCGCUCUACUGCAGUCUCGCCAUCAUGUGUUGUUGCACCCCCACUAUGUUGCGAUAAGUACCCCC